UGCAGGUUUCUUCAGUCCUGUGAGGUGAGCCCUGUGCUGACCGUGGAGUCUCUGCUGCUACCUGCGCUUGUAGAUCAAAGACUUUCUCUGUGGAUUAUGCCACGCAGAAUGCGGACGAUGCGGAAAGUUGCGCAUGAAGUGGAAAAGUGAGGCAAACCUGUAGCAUGGAGCUGGAAAUGCGGCGAGGCAGAGCAGCUGCCUGAGCUGGGAGAUCUGAGGCUGCAUUACUCCCCACAGGCUGCAGCCCUCCUUCAACCCAUCCGGUUGUUUACUCAUUCUGCCUACAUCGAGUUUUUCUGAUUAGAAAUCACAGGAGAAUUUGUUUGCUUUAGAAAACAAACACUGGAUCCAAUUUCAUCCUCAAUUCCUUGCGUUCUCUGACUGCAUCUCCGCUUCGACUCGUUUUUUCCCUUUUCUUUUCUUUCUUUUUUUUUUUUUCUUUUUGCACCUCUUAUUCCCGAAGUGGCUCCGAAGUGGUGUUGCGGCUCCUCGUCCCCGGCGGAUCCGGAGAUUGGAGUCUCUGCACCGGGAGGAGUCGGAGCUCCGGGCUCAGGACGCGCUCCAAAGAGCGGCCGCGUUAAGAGGAUGGUGCGGCUGGCGGCGGAACUCCUGCUGCUCCUGGGACUUCUCCUCCUUACUUUACACAUCACAGUGCUGCGGAGCAGCCCGCUGCCUCAAGGAAAUGUUACUGCCAGCUUGGAUCAGGAAACGACUCCUAAAGAGACAAACGCCUUAAAUGCAAGAAGAAGCUCAUCUUCUCAGCGGACUCCUGAGGACCGGCGGCCUGGUCCAGAACACAGGACAGCCCACCAGCCCUCAACCCUCCCCUGGGUGCAGGGCAGCAGCGUGCACAAGGAUGGCCCUGGAGCAUUCCUACUGGAUUUGAACAAUUUUCCAGACCUCUCUAAAGCUGAUAUCAAUAGACAGAACCCCAACAUCCAGGUGACUAUUGAGGUGGUAGAUGGACUAGAAGGCCAUGAACCAGAGAAAGGCCUCCGGAAGGAGAGCAAGCCCAAUUGGGCUUCCCCUAACUGGAGAAGCUGGUGGCCUCACACCUCCUCGUCAUCAUCUCAUCAAACCGAGGAGCAUGACCGCUCCUAUGGGAGGAAAAAAACGGAGGACAGCAAUUUUCUCAGGCCAUCAUCAGACUGGGACAGGAGAGGAAGCAAAGCUCAAACUGAAUACGACUACAUAGAUGGAGAAGGAGAUUGGAGUAACUGGUCAGCAUGCAGUGUUACCUGUGGAAAUGGCAACCAGAAGAGAACCAGGUCCUGUGGUUAUGCCUGCACGGCCACAGAGUCAAGAACAUGUGACAUGCCCAGCUGUCCAGGUUUUGAAGAUGCCUUCAAGACAGCAGCUACUGAAGUUAGCCUGUUGGCUGGAAAAAACGAGUUCAAUGCCACAGAACUCUUUGGAGUUGACACAGACAGCUGUGAGCGAUGGAUGAACUGCAAGAGCGAGUUUUUGAAGAAAUACAUGACCAAAGUGGCAAACGACCUUCCAAGCUGCCCCUGCUCAUACCCAACUGAGGUGGCGUACGGCACUGCGGACGUCCACGACGCCCUAACGCGGCGAGAUUUCCGCUGGAAAGACGCCAGCGGCCCGAAAGAGAAGCUGGAGAUCUACAAACCAACAGCCCGUUACUGCAUCCGCUCAAUGCUGACCCUGGAAUCGACUACGCUGGCAGCACAGCACUGCUGCUAUGACGAUAGCAUGAAGCUGAUCACUCGGGGAAAAGGGGCCGGCACGCCUAACCUCAUAAGCACAGAGUUCUCUGCAGACUUGCACUACAAGGUGGAUAUCUUGCCUUGGAUCAUCUGCAAAGGAGACUGGAGCCGCUACAACCAGGCCAGGCCGCCUAACAACGGGCAGAAGUGUCCAGAAAAUCCUCAGGAUGAGGAUUAUUAUAAACAGUUUGAAGAGGCAAGGGAAUUCUAGCCCACUGUGCGGGGAAAGGACUAAAAUAACACACAGAUCAGAUUAGACUCAGAGACCCAUACAUGCUCAUAAAAAGCACACUUGCCAGAAACCUGUCAGUUAUUUGUUGUUUUUUUUUUGCUUUGGUGACAAGUUUUGUUUCUAAAAGAUGCGCCUUUAUAAUUGUGCUGCAAAAUUUUACUCAGAGUUGGUCACAAAAGGGAUAAAUGUCAAAAUAUUUUCAAAAAGGGAAAGGUAUUAUAGAAAAGUCAACGUAGAUUGUGUCCGAGUUUGUCUCUGUAGAUGUUGCAGGGGCCAAAGAACAUAGUGGCUCGAUUUUUAAUAAUGUUCUGUGCAGGUUUUUAUCCAUUUAAGCUUGUGGGUAUUAAUAUUUAGCAUGCACAUUUUGUUUUUGUUUAUUUACCUCUGUUAUAAUCUGUCUGUAAGGCAGUUCUUCAUUGUAAAAAGCCUGCUUUAGUUUUGUAAAGUAUUUAUUAAAGUGUAGCUGUGAUUGUG
Molecule: messenger RNA, 2433 nt
Organism: Cyprinodon variegatus (sheepshead minnow)
Lineage: Eukaryota; Metazoa; Chordata; Actinopteri; Cyprinodontiformes; Cyprinodontidae
Gene: ism1
Product: isthmin 1, angiogenesis inhibitor
Exons: 6
Coding region: 586-1938 (450 amino acids)
Biological process (GO): negative regulation of angiogenesis
Source: RefSeq, a predicted model, not a curated record